Molecule: messenger RNA, 2959 nt
Organism: Dicrocoelium dendriticum
Lineage: Eukaryota; Metazoa; Platyhelminthes; Trematoda; Plagiorchiida; Dicrocoeliidae
Source: the annotation of a GenBank genome assembly
GUAUUUGUAAUGUGUCCUUGUAGUUUCUCUGUGGCCACUUAUGGUCCGUGCGCACACCUUUCGCUGCGGGCUGAUUUCCAGGCCCUCCUACCUUAAAACCGAACUUGACGAAUGACGUACGCACUAUUGUGACAUAUGUUCCCACAGAUUACACGAAGCGUAUCAAAAGCUUUUUACCACGUAGCAAGGAACAUGGGUUUAUCGUGUGAGCCAUAGCCCGGAAUUUUUUCACUUGACACAGUUAACUACACUUGUACCGUUUGGACUCUGGUGACCCUUGAGGGCCGUCCCCCCAUCCUUUCGACUGUUCGACCUUUCAAUUCCCGUGCUUUUGAAUCCAAUUCACUGUAUCUGAUACACGCCUUUUGGGACUCACCAAUGGAGGGUACCGUUGAUUAUGCCCAGAUUAUUGUCCGUUUUAGUGUACACAGAUUACACGAACCAUUCAUCAGAAACUGUUGGCCACGUGGCAAGAAAAAUGGGUUCAUCUCGUGGUCGUUACGAGAAAAACGCUCUUAGGGUAUGCGGGGACUGGUCGGAACAGCUUAGUUCUAAGGGAAAGAUAUACUUUUACAACUGCAUAACAGAGGUAUCACAGUGGCAAAAGCCUCCUGAAUGGAAAUUGCCGGAUAUGGAACCCGAUGAAUUGCUAACGCGACUGAGUAACCGAGAACACAUGCAGAUCGAUGGUAAAAAUCUCAAGCGUUCUCGUUUACAAGUUGUGGGCGAGGCGCGCCAGGUCAAGGAUGUCGUAUAUGAUGAUCGCUGUGGUUCUCCUAAACGCGGUAAAUAUUGCGGUAAUGACCAGUCAGCCUCCUGCGACCUGCAGCUUCGCCCGACGAGCCAUGAUGAACCCUCGAGAGUGUUCGCGCACCGUGUGCGGGCGGCUCCCCGCUCCAGUCCCAGAAGGAAUUGCUUUCAGAGCGCUGGCUUAACUGCGCAUCCCCGUCGCCCCCUUUCGGAUGCCUUACCUCUAAGGGCCCUUCCUGCAGAUGACAUGGACAUUUCACCUGGUAGUUCACCGAUGUCUGAAGGGAGUUCCCCUAUGGUCAACCAUCGUUCUCCUUACCCUUCCAAGGUUCUUCGUACAGGUCUCUUCUGUCGUGACAGUGUGCAAAUGUCAGAUACUGAUUCAUCGAAGGUCCACAGAGAGUUAGGAACUCGCAACGGCACAAGUUCAAGGACCAGUUUCUCUGGUCAACCCUCUGGGACGUUACGUCAGCUAGUGGAUGCCAUCCGAGCGUCUAUUGGCAGUCUUCUUGAUCAGUCACCAGUCACUGUUUCUGGAUCCCCGACAAUGAAGUCACGUCGAGGAGAAUGUCGGUCCACAUUCCCGGACUCUGCUCGCUUCGACGAUCCCUGUUCUUUUGUCACCCAGCACAUCACGGCACCCAAAAAGCCCAUGGAUGAUCGCCGAUUGCCAUCUCCAAGACAAGGCUCUGAAAGAGAGCUUUGUGCCCUCUCGAAUGCAGAUAAACGCCAAUUACCACCUGGCUAUUAUGUCCCUCGGGAAAAUAUGAAUCUCCAUAACAAGCUGCCUUCAUCUUCUCUCACGAGCCUGCCUAUUCCCUCGGCCCCCAAGCACGCCAACAGUGUUAGUAAUUGUUCUGAUGGUUCAGUCGAUUACUGCACAUUGCCCCCUAACGAGAACUUGAACUUUCAUCAGUCCAACUCGUCUGUGGAUCCUUUGUCCCAUCGCUCGCAUAUAAAAUCCUGCCGAUCUACUGCCGAAUGCAAUGAACCUUCUAAGUCGAUCUUGAUUGCUACAUCGCACCUUGAUUCCAACUCGAUAGACGCAACUCCGUGCCGCGACCUUUUAUCACCCAGCUGCUCUUCCCAUAGUUCUCGGGCUCGGUCCCAAAUGACAGAAGAGUUAGGUGACUCUACCAGCCGGCCGUGUCGUUCUUUGGACAUUCAACCCCUCUUGAAUUCUCCCCUGACUACAAUCAGCAAUAGGAAACCCUCAGAUUCAAUAACUGAUAGCUGCGAAGCAUCGCCAUUGGUUCAUUCCAGAUCAGACAUUCGGCGCAACUCGUUCGUUGUCUGCGACUCAAUCGCGGCUUCGUCAGUCUCCACUUCUAAUCCUUCCUGCCCUUCAUCCUACGCGCCGAUUUGUGCUAACGUUCCUGAUGAUUCCGCUCCUCUCAGGUCUAACAACAUGUCAUUUUCCUCCGAUGAUCCUUCACAUGAAGAACAUUGUGACCGACUAACUCAAAUUCUCAAUUCCCCUAGGACUCAAAGUUUCAUUGACCCAGUUAUGCUGACUAAAUUCUCCGACAAAACUGUCGACCGUCUAGAACAGGAGGCCCUUUUAGAGGCGCGAAAGUUCGACAGACUUCAGAGCGUUUUGUACGGCGAGUUGUCCGCGGAAUCUAAGAAGUUGCGUGCGCUGGUGCGUAUCAGCGAAGCCAAACUAGCCAUUCAUCGCGAAAAACAAACAGCUCUCCAAGAACUGAUGGAUGCGAUUGAAACAAGGAAGCAGUUACCGAAUUUGUCUUUCUCCGAUGACAUCGUAUGACUCUACUCGAGUCUUUUCUUAACGCGUAAUAUUUUCAUUUGCUCUCGUACACUUGUCUCGGUGUAUCUUGGAAUGGUUAUUUCUUCGGGUUUGUUCUGGUUUGAUCCACUACCAAAGCAGUGAGAACCCUUCGGUUGGACACUGCUGCCAUUGCUGACAAAAUGAUCAGCUCUAUUACUGAAGCACAGUCGCCCCGGUCCCUUGCUGUGUGCAGCACCUGACUUUCGCUCCCUUUCUCGAAGUAUCUUAUUUUCCUACUGAACUCAACUUCUACCAUUGUGUAAUGCUGCCGUAAUUGAAUCGUAGUUAUUUCUGAUCAAUUGUACAGUUGUGUACUUUAUAGACAUACAGAUUGAAUUGCACGUAUUUAUUUUGCAAAAAGCAGCACAAACGCCCUGUGUCCUAGAUUCUUUUUACCCUGAUAUUACACACUCACAACCU